AGAUGUGAGUUUAGAAAGGGAACGCCAUCAUUUCCUCCACAGAAGUCGUCCUGCAUUAUCACAAUCAUGAAGAGUCUAUUGAUCAUCGUUCUCAGUUUUGGUUUGGCCUCGGCCAAUCCUUUCUUGGCCAAAGUAAUGGAAUCCACCGAGUACUACAGUGUGACUGAUGACUCCGUCCAAUGCGACAGUGUGCCCGAGAAUCUAAUGGUGGGUCAACCCAUACUGGACACGUGUUCUGAGAGCCAACCUCAAACCCGAAUGUGCUUUUGUAUGAAGAAGCCAGAGGUGAUGAUCACCUUCAUGCGAGACAAUUUCCCCGAGAUGUUGAGCAAAUAUGACGAGACCACCGGAUUUAUGAACGUAUGUGGAACAUGCCAAGAUCCAUGCUCAUUGAAGUUUAUUCCGGAUGACAUGGCCGAGUUGGGUCAAAAAAUGGUGGGCCUCGCUUUCAAGCGAUUUGGCGGACUUUUUGGAGGUGGAAAUGGUGGUAACCCUAUGGCUUUAGUUCUUCGGGUUCUUCAGAUGGUUAUGGGUCAAGGCAACAACUCUUUGUAAGCCCGCGAGCUGCCUUGUUUCCGUUGAAUAAUCGAAUAAUUUGCACAGACAAAUUCAUCCCAAAAGUCAUGUUUAUUGGUCUUUCAAAAAUACCUCACCAUGUUCCAACUGCAUCCCAGUAAUCAAAUUUGGUGUUUCAUAUUAGAUA
Molecule: messenger RNA, 703 nt
Organism: Tigriopus californicus
Lineage: Eukaryota; Metazoa; Arthropoda; Copepoda; Harpacticoida; Harpacticidae
Exons: 2
Coding region: 67-555 (162 amino acids)
Source: RefSeq, a predicted model, not a curated record